AUGCAUGCCUCCAGCGAACUAAAGAAACUAAGCGAAGAAAGCCUUACCCGGCAACCAGAGGAGGUCUUUGACAUCAUCUGUAAGCUUGGCGAGGGCAGCUAUGGCAGCGUCUACAAGGCGUUGCACAAGGAGUCGGGACAGGUGCUUGCCAUCAAGCAAGUGCCCGUGGACACAGAUCUACAAGAAAUCAUCAAGGAAAUCUCCAUUAUGCAACAGUGUGACAGUCCCUAUGUGGUCAAGUAUUACGGCUCGUACUUUAAAGGGUCUGACUUAUGGAUUGUUAUGGAAUACUGUGGUGGGGGAUCGGUAUCGGACAUCAUGAGGUUACGAAAGAAGACGCUCACCGAGGAUGAAAUAGCGACCAUCCUGUCUGACACACUGCGAGGUUUAGAGUACUUGCACCAGCGGAGGAAGAUUCACCGAGACAUCAAGGCAGGCAAUAUUUUGCUCAACACUGAAGGACAUGCCAAGCUGGCGGACUUUGGCGUUGCUGGCCAGCUCACCGACACCAUGGCCAAGCGCAACACUGUGAUUGGCACGCCGUUCUGGAUGGCACCAGAAGUUAUCCAGGAGAUUGGCUACGACUGCGUGGCUGACAUCUGGAGCCUGGGAAUCACGGCUUUGGAGAUGGCUGAGGGAAAGCCUCCCUAUGGAGACAUUCACCCCAUGAGGGCUAUCUUCAUGAUUCCCACCAAGCCUCCCCCAUCGUUUCGGGAUCCAGACCGGUGGUCACCGGAAUUCAUCGAUUUCGUUUCUCGGUGCUUGGUCAAAAACCCGGAGGAAAGGGCUACAGCAUCAGAUCUCCUUCAGCACAUCUUCAUCAGCAACGCGAAACCCGUGGCAAUCCUGCAGCAGAUGAUUGUUGAGGCCAGAGACAUUCAAGAGGACGAGGCAUUCCGCAAGGACAGGAGAGGCAGCACCGGUGAUGCGUUUCUUGAUGACGACGAGGUAGAUGCUGGCACUAUGGUAAAGCUCGACGCUGAUCCGGGAACAUUGGUUCCCGACAGAGGAGCUGGCGGGGACGCCCCAACGAGCAGCGACCUAGAAUCGGACCUCGGCACGCUGAUCAUCAACAGCGACGGCGAGGAAGACGACUCUACAAUGAAACGGCACGACACAUCAACUGGCGAGCGCAAGGAGAGCUACAGGCCGUACUUUCUGGACCACUUUGACAAGAAGGAGCGGGAACAGCAGGGAGGCAGUGGAGGCAACUCCAAGCAAUCACCCCGACACGACGGCACUCCGCAUCCAAACUAUUUCCCUCAGGAUCUCUCCAAAGCACUGGCAGCCACUGCGCCACAGGUGAGCCAUCUUCAGCGGCAGCUGAACCAGAUGAACUCGCCGUUGCCCGUCAGCGUGGCAUCUCAAGCAGAGUUUCAGCAGCGCGGAUUUAUGGAAGGCGACUUCGACUAUCUCAAGUAUCUCAGCUACGAGGAACUCGGCCAUCGCAUGUCUAGCCUCGACUCCGAGAUGGAACGGGAGAUCGAAGACCUUCGCCGCCGCUACCACGCCAAGCGGCAGCCCAUCUUAGACGCCAUGGACGCGAAAAAGAAGCGACAGCAAAACUUUUAAAACUUGGAGACACUCUUAGAAGUGGACUUUUUGUGCUUGCCUUGGACACUGCCUUGGAAUCAAAGACGAAGUGGUUCGAGCCUUGUCUUUUUUACAAAGUAUCUCAUCGUAGAGACGAGCGUGAAGUGGCAAGCGUGUUUCAAUAAUACUUUGUCCUCAUUGUGAAUUGACUUAACCGGCACGUCGCGAGUACCCCGUACUCAUUUUUUUUUUAUCGCGGAAGUGCUCUCGGAUUCUCACUCAAAGACAUUUUGCUGUUUUGAGUGAAAGAAAUUCAAAACUGAUAAUUAUUCACUCACCUGAGCACUCAAGGCCCUUUUUUACCUGCUAGCAUAAGUUAGCAGGUGGCUUCAGCAAUUAUCUGUUUUCUGUCCAUCGAGUCAUACUCGUAUAAAGUUUUUACUGUCGUUAUCUGGCACUCCUCUCUCACGCUUUACAACUUCAGUGGCAUUUUUUUUUUCACCUUAGAACAUUCUAGUCCAGGUUCCUGAAGGCAUUUCCACAACGGGAAACGGUGCUGCAGUUUUGCAGGUAGCCUGAACAGCACGUCUUGUGUUGCUUUGACCGUGGUAUGCGUGGUCACUUAGUUGAAAUGUAUCUUACUUUGCUGUCUGUGUGCUGACGGAAGCUCUUAUGAUGUGGAAAAAAA
Molecule: messenger RNA, 2221 nt
Organism: Rhipicephalus microplus (southern cattle tick)
Lineage: Eukaryota; Metazoa; Arthropoda; Arachnida; Ixodida; Ixodidae
Gene: hpo
Product: serine/threonine-protein kinase hippo
Biological process (GO): signal transduction; protein tetramerization; protein phosphorylation
Cellular component (GO): cytoplasm
Molecular function (GO): protein serine/threonine kinase activity; ATP binding
Source: RefSeq, a predicted model, not a curated record